UUGAUCUAAACUAUACCUCACCUCCACCCCCUCACCCGCUACUUAUUUUGGAAAUUUCGGUCUUCAAUUUUUGUUUUAAUUCUUAUCUCAGAGACAGCUGGAAUGACUGGAAUUAAUUAGUGACACAUUUCGAAAAAAGCGGCAUGAACGUUAACCUGAUAAACUCAUACAAGUCCACCUUCCAGCUAUAUCAAGACUGAGAAGUUUUAAACGGUUUUUCCAAAAACUUCAAAGACAUGUGUGGCAAUGUGAACUUUAAACAGAGAAUGCAGAAACAAAGAAAGGUUUAAGAGAACAAAUAAUCAAAACCACCACAAGCGGUUUUGUUCACUACCAUAUUUGUUGUAAAGAACACAGAUGACGGAGGAAAUCAUGGCUUGCUAUGGAGGCGGUUGUUAUGGCAACGACCCUUUAUACUUUGAUUCACAGGAAGAGGAAAGACUAGCGCGAAUGCGCAAUAAACAACUCACGAAAGCCUUAAAGGAAUACCGACACCAAGAAUUAAAGAAACUGAAACUUCUGUUGCUAGGGACGGGGGAAUCAGGGAAGAGCACAAUCACCAAACAGAUGAGAAUUAUUCACAUAAACGGCUUCGAUACCAGGGAGCGACAAGGAAAGAUACUGGACAUCCGGCGGAACAUCAAGCAGUCCAUUGUGGUGAUCCUGGGCGCCCUAGAACAGCUCGCCAUCUCACUGGAGCACGAGAGCAACGUUAAACGCAUGCACAACAUCCUACAGGAGGCUAGCUCACAGGGGGACGCUGCACUCACAGAUGAACUUCUGGCCGACAUCGAGGUGCUUUGGCGGGACGCGGGUGUCCAAGAAUGCUAUUCACGGUCGUAUGAGUACCAGCUCAUAGAUUCAGCAAAAUACUUCCUGGACAAAGUGGAGGAGAUCCGGCGGCCGGACUACCUGCCCUCCGACCAGGACAUCCUGCGCUGCCGCGUACUAACCACCGGCAUACAUCACAUCGAGUUUGACGUGCACGACGCCGGACAUCCCGUCUCCUUCAGUGUGUUUGAUGUGGGUGGGCAGCGGGGCGAGAGGCGGAAGUGGAUCCAGGUAUUCGACAGUGUGGUCGCCAUUUUGUUCCUCGCUGACGUCAGCAGCUACGAACAAACACUUAGAGAGGACCAGACGAAAAACCGCUUCAUGGAAGCACUCGAGAUAUUUGAACAAGUUUGGAAAAAUAGAUUUCUGAAGAACGUGUCCAUCCUUCUGUUCAUGAAUAAGAUGGACGUGCUAGCGGAGAAGAUCCAGCGUGGUCGGAGCAUUAGCGCAUUGACCGACAAAUAUCCGGAGGUUUUCCCCAAUUAUGAGAAGUUUAUACCAUCUAGCUCCGAGAAGAUAGAGUUUCUGGACAGUUAUUACAAGCCCGAGGGGGACGGGCGUAAACGCCGUAACUCCCGAGGCUCUAAGUCUGCUGACGUCAAUCCGGACCUCAUAAAAACCGCCGUCUACGUGAAACACAUAUUCAUGAAAAUCGUUAAGGGAGAAGUUGUUUUAAAUCCAACCGUGCAAAAGAUUAGCAAAGACUGGCACCAAAACCACAGUUGUGAAUACUUCUACACAUGCGCAGUGGACACGAACAAUAUACAACGUGUACUAGAUGGGUGCAGGACGCUCAUCAUCAGAAAACAUCUUGAACGAUUUGGCAUUAUCUAAAAGACUUCACGUAGAAAAGUGUCCAUCUUAUAUAUACAUGUCUAGAUGUGUACAGAGUCUACCAUGCUGUAAGUCCAAAUACUCGACGGAGGAAAAUGACAAUGCUUCUUUGAGAGUAAUUUAUUAGCUGAUUAGAAGAUUUAAACAAAGAUUCCAGUAUUUUGUCAACUGUAAGAUUGGUAAAUAUCGGUUAAUUCAUGGACACUUUUUAGACAAUGCUUACUUGAAAAUGUCUUUAAAUUCUCUUGACAUGGAACGAGAAAAUGGAAUGUAGACAAAAUAAUAGUGCAGUUGUGUAGAACAGAAAUCUGACUGUAUCGACAUUCAUAAGCGAAGGGAAAGUGUUGUCGUAGAAUGGCAAUUGUAUGGAAUCCCCCAUUUUGGAAUAUUAUAGUUUUGUUAAUAGUGCGCCUUUCAA
Mya arenaria is the source of this 2083-nucleotide messenger RNA. Its product is annotated as guanine nucleotide-binding protein G(s) subunit alpha-like. The record is from RefSeq and is a predicted model, not a curated record. Gene Ontology annotation, molecular function: GTPase activity; G-protein beta/gamma-subunit complex binding; G protein-coupled receptor binding. Lineage: Eukaryota; Metazoa; Mollusca; Bivalvia; Myida; Myidae. The transcript is spliced from 9 exons. Gene Ontology annotation, cellular component: heterotrimeric G-protein complex. Bases 358 to 1665 code for a protein of 435 amino acids. Gene Ontology annotation, biological process: adenylate cyclase-modulating G protein-coupled receptor signaling pathway.